AACGAAACUUUGUGUGAUGACAAACGAACACGUCACAUGACUUUGGAAAUAUACUGAACAAGAACCUUUUAUAUAGACAGGCGUGUGGAUAUUUCGCGACAGUUCCAAAGAUGACGGGGACAUUUGGUUAUGGAUUGGAUUAUUUUAUUGACAGUCCAAAACAGACAGCCACCAAAAGAUUGGGACAUAAAAAAUUCUGGAAUGUGGCUGUGCAUGCUGUUGUCUCUUGGGGGACAGCCUGGGGCACGCUUGUGAUUGGUCAACUCUUUUUACCAUUUUGGAUCCAACUACUGAUGAUCCUUUGUAAACUUGCUAUUGUCAUAGUAACAGAGCCACCUGUCGGUUUUGGCUACUCUAUCAUGUACUCUGUGGUCUGCUACUUUGCACUGUAUGUCCAAUCGUCUGGGACACUGUUUGGCUCUGCUAUGUUGAUAGCCCUCUCCUUUGUGAUUCAGAUUGGAAGUCAUUUGAUUUUUGAAGGGAAUCUGCCACCUCAGAAACCCCCUAAAGGUGAUGGGCUGGUGUUUCAAGUCCUUGACAUGGGUAAUGAGUUCUUCUUUUGCGAAUUUCACUUCGGCUUACUUCUUUUUAUGAGAGUAGGAUUGCUGCCAGUUCUACAGUGGAGAUCAGAUGUGGAACUUAAAAAAGCUUUGGAUAGAACUGCCGAGAUCAAGUAUGGAAGAAAAGCUGCUUAGUUUUGAAAAAAUUAAUGCAGAUAUCUCUAUUUAUUAUAAGAGAAAAAAAUAUUAUAAAAUAAUUUGUUUUAUUUGAACUAAGUAAAGCCAUACUCAUGAUUCAA
This is a messenger RNA of Nematostella vectensis (starlet sea anemone), 799 nucleotides long. RefSeq lists its product as uncharacterized. The record is from RefSeq and is a predicted model, not a curated record. The transcript has 3 exons. NCBI's taxonomy places the organism in Eukaryota, Metazoa, Cnidaria, Anthozoa, Actiniaria, Edwardsiidae. The coding region runs from base 111 to 695 and encodes 194 amino acids.